UACCACCAGCGGUGGGGCGCAGAAGCCCGCCGUUGCCGCCCGCCCUGCAAGUUCCCGGGAAACGCCAGGGCCAGCCGCCGCUGAUGGCUACGGCGGCUGGCCAUCGGGAUAGCCUCCUGUAUGUGUGGGAUAGCAGGUCGGGACGCCGCUUUUUGGUCGAUACUGGGGCUGAGGUCAGCGUUUUACCUCCGACGAGUUACGACACCCGCAGCAGGGCACCGGGUCCCCCCCUGAGGGCCGUGAAUGGCAGCACAGUAAGGACCUAUGGCACCCGUCAGGUGCAGCUACAGUUCGGCUCCAGCCAGUUCACGUGGGACUUCACACUGGCCGCCGUAGCCCAACCGCUUCUGGGUGCGGAUUUUUUGCGAGCUCACAGCCUGCUGGUUGACCUGCCCAGGAAGAGACUGGUACACGCCGAGACCUUUCAGACGUUCUCCCUGGGCGCGGCCCAGUUGCCAGCCCCUCACCUCGGCUCCAUCACGCUGUCCGACAACAACUUCACCAGGGUCCUGGCGGAGUUCCCAUUGGUUCUGGCACCGCAGUUCACAGCAGCCAUGCCCAGGCACGGCGUACAGCACCACAUCCCGACACAGGGACCACCCCUCCAUGCCCGUGCUCGGCGGCUUCCCCCGGACAAGCUCCGACUGGCGAAGGAGGAGUUCCAGAGAAUGGAGGAAUUGGGGAUCAUCCGGCGGUCCGACAGCCCCUGGGCUUCCCCCCUGCACAUGGUGCCCAAAGCGACGGGGGGCUGGAGACCGUGCGGCGACUACCGCAGGCUGAACGAGGCUACCACACCGGACCGCUACCCUGUGCCGCACAUUCAGGACUUUGCGGCAAACCUGCACGGCGCCCGGAUCUUCUCCAAGGUCGACCUUGUCCGAGGGUACCAUCAAAUCCCGAUGCAUCCUGACGACGUCCCCAAAACGGCUCUCAUCACCCCGUUUGGCCUCUUCGAGUUCCUCCGCAUGCCGUUCGGCCUGAAGAAUGCCGCACAGACGUUCCAGCGGUUAAUGGACGCGGUGGGACGGGACCUGGACUUCGCGUUCAUCUAUUUGGAUGACAUCCUCAUAGCCAGCAGCAGUCGUCAGGAGCAUCUGUCCCACCUCCGUCAACUCUGCGCCCGACUGAGUGAGUACGGUCUUACAAUCAACCCUGCCAAAUGCCAGUUCGGACUUGAUACCAUUGACUUCCUGGGCCACAGGAUUACUAAAGACGGGGCAACCCCUCUGCCCGCUAAGGUAGAUGUGGUCCGCCACUUCCCCCGACCCACCACGAUCAAAGGCCUUCAGGAAUUCGUAGGUAUGGUCAAUUUCUACCGCCGCUUCCUCCCUUCAGCUGCCCGGAUCAUGCGCCCCCUGUUCGCCCUGAUGUCGGGUCCGAGCAAGGACAUUACCUGGGACGAGGAGUCCGCCGCCGCUUUCGUUCAAAUGAAGGAAGCUUUGGCUGACGCCGCAAUGCUAGUACAUCCCAGAAUGGACACCCCUACCGCCCUCACAGUGGACGCAUCAAACACGGCAGUCGGUGGGGUGCUGGAGCAACUCAUCGCAGGUCGCUGGCAACCCCUGGCGUUUUUCAGCAAACACCUGCGGCCACCCGAGCUCAAGUACAGUGCUUUUGACCGGGAACUGUUGGCGCUCUACCUGGCAAUCCGGCAUUUCAGGUACUUCCUAGAAGGCCGGCCCUUCACCGCGUUCACGGACCACAAACCGCUUACCUUUGAGUUUACGAAAGCAUCCGACCCCUGGUCAUCCCGCCAGCGACGCCACCUGUCCUACAUCUCUGAAUACACAACGGAUGUCCGGCACGUCUCGGGUAAGGACAAUGUCGUGGCGGAUGCGCUCUCUCGCCCUACCGUUCAUGCCCUUUCCCAAGGGGUAGACUUUGAGGCACUGGCAGAGGCACAGCAGGUAGAUGAGGAGAUUCCGAGUUACAGGACUGCAGUCUCUGGUUUGCAGCUCCAGGACUUCCCCGUGGGCCCAGGUGAGAGGACCCUACUCUGUGACGAUGAAGGAAGAUUCAAGGAGAUUCCAAUCACACACCACGUGAAGGAAGGGUGUGAGAGGGCUGAUCCCACACAGUUUGAGUUGUUGAAAGUCCUUGGUCAGGGAUCUUUUGGAAAGGUGUUUUUGGUUAGAAAGGCAGUUGGCCCUGAUGCUGGACAAUUGUAUGCAAUGAAAGUAUUGAAGAAAGCUACCCUAAAAGUUCGGGAUCGUGUUCGCACAAAAAUGGAACGAGAUAUUCUAGUGGAAGUAAAUCAUCCAUUUAUAGUUAAAUUACACUAUGCCUUUCAGACUGAAGGAAAACUUUAUCUAAUCUUAGAUUUCCUCAGAGGAGGGGAUGUAUUUACACGUUUAUCCAAAGAGGUCAUGUUUACUGAGGAAGAUGUCAAGUUCUACCUCGCAGAAUUGGCCCUUGCUUUGGAUCACCUGCACAGCUUGGGAAUAGUGUACAGAGAUCUAAAGCCAGAAAACAUUUUACUUGAUGAAGGAGGACAUAUCAAGUUAACAGAUUUUGGGCUAAGUAAAGAAUCAGUUGACCAAGAAAAGAAGGCAUACUCAUUUUGUGGUACUGUGGAGUACAUGGCACCAGAAGUAGUAAACAGGAGAGGUCACACACAGAGUGCAGAUUGGUGGUCAUUUGGUGUGCUAAUGUUUGAGAUGCUGACUGGUACAUUACCUUUCCAAGGUAAAGAUCGGAAUGAUACAAUGAACAUGAUACUCAAAGCUAAAUUAGGAAUGCCUCAAUUUCUUAGUCCGGAAGCUCAAAGUCUUCUCAGAACACUAUUCAAGCGAAAUCCUGGGAAUCGAUUAGGAGCUGGCCCUGAUGGAGUUGAAGAGAUCAAAAGGCAUCCAUUCUUUGCCACCAUUGACUGGAAUAAACUGGUCAGAAAAGAAAUUCAUCCUCCAUUUAAACCUGCUUCUGGUAAGCCAGAAGAUACUUUCUGCUUUGAUCCAGAAUUUACAGCUAAAACACCAAAAGAUUCACCUGGUAUUCCACCAAGUGCUAAUGCACAUCAGCUGUUCAGAGGGUUUAGUUUUGUGGCAACCAAUUCAAUGGAAGUAGGACAAAGCACCCCUCUCGCGAUAGUACAACCUAUAGUGCAGCUGCAUGGCAACAGCAUUCAGUUUAAUGAUGGAUAUGAGCUCAAAGAAGAUAUUGGAGUUGGCUCCUACUCAAUCUGCAAGCGCUGUAUACAUAGAGUUACGAACAUGGAGUUUGCUGUUAAGAUAAUUGAUAAGAGCAAACGAGACCCUUCUGAGGAGAUUGAAAUACUAAUGCGCUAUGGACAGCAUCCAAACAUCAUUACUUUGAAAGAUGUAUAUGAUGAUGGCCGGUAUGUUUACCUUGUCACUGAACUAUUGAAAGGAGGUGAACUACUUGAUAGACUCCUUCGACAGAAAUUCUUUUCAGAACGAGAAGCCAGUGCUGUGCUCUUCACAAUAACAAAAACUGUGGACUACCUUCACUGCCAAGGGGUUGUGCAUAGGGAUUUAAAGCCAAGUAACAUUCUGUACAUGGAUGAAUCUGGUGACCCUGAAUGCAUUCGAAUAUGUGACUUUGGGUUUGCUAAACAACUGCGUGGUGAAAAUGGCUUGCUUAUGACACCAUGUUAUACAGCCAACUUUGUGGCUCCUGAGGUUCUUAUGCGAGGGGGUUAUGAUGCUGCAUGUGAUAUCUGGAGCCUUGGAGUCCUUCUAUACACCAUGCUAGCUGGUUAUACUCCUUUUGCCAAUGGACCAAAUGAUACUGCAGAAGAAAUUUUAUUACGGAUAGGAAGUGGUAAAUUCUCACUGAGUGGAGGCAACUGGGAUACAGUUUCAGAUGCAGCUAAGGAUGUACUGUCCAAUAUGCUUCAUGUUGAUCCUCAUCAAAGAUUCACUGCUGAGCAGGUGCUCAAGCAUCCUUGGAUUGCUUGCCGGGAUCAACUACCACAUUUCCAAUUAAAUCGUCAGGAUGCUCCUCAUCUAGUAAAAGGAGCCAUGGCUGCUACAUAUUCUGCCCUCAACCAGAAGACCCUUCGUCCAGUGUUGGAACCAGUUGCAGCUUCAAGUUUAGCCCAGCGCAGAGUUAUGAAAAAACUUACCUCAACAGACUUAUGAAUUAUGUAGGAACCAAUAUUGUAUGACUCUUUCAAUUCAUUUGAAUGGCUGCAAGCUCCUGGAGGAUGCACAAACCUAGAGUUUUUGCUUUUCCUUUUUUUGACAUUGGGGGUUGGGAGAUUGGAUACCAAAUCAGGACAUGAAAAAUUCGGUUGAUGAAAAAAUGCAAUGAUAUGAUUAUAUCAAUUACAAAAGAGUUAUGGAAUAUAAUUCAUUGCACUCACAUUGCAGUUUUGAAAAGGGCAUAAAAAUUUUAAACAGGACAGCAACGAGAUCAGCAGAGUAAGGAAGUGGGUCGCUGGUGGCCUAUAUUCAAAGCUAUUUUGCUUUUGUGAUCUUGUUCUAAAAUAUUGUUUAAUUAAACUUUCUAUUUUAUUUAUUUAC
This is a messenger RNA of Hypanus sabinus (Atlantic stingray), 4484 nucleotides long. Its product is annotated as ribosomal protein S6 kinase alpha-6. Gene Ontology annotation, biological process: protein phosphorylation; proteolysis. The coding region runs from base 84 to 4100 and encodes 1338 amino acids. The transcript has 21 exons. Lineage: Eukaryota; Metazoa; Chordata; Chondrichthyes; Myliobatiformes; Dasyatidae. The record is from RefSeq and is a predicted model, not a curated record. Gene Ontology annotation, molecular function: ribosomal protein S6 kinase activity; ATP binding; aspartic-type endopeptidase activity.